Molecule: messenger RNA, 3409 nt
Organism: Phyllopteryx taeniolatus (common seadragon)
Lineage: Eukaryota; Metazoa; Chordata; Actinopteri; Syngnathiformes; Syngnathidae
Gene: snta1
Product: syntrophin, alpha 1
Exons: 8
Coding region: 687-2156 (489 amino acids)
Cellular component (GO): neuromuscular junction; dystrophin-associated glycoprotein complex; intracellular anatomical structure
Molecular function (GO): protein binding; structural molecule activity
Source: RefSeq, a predicted model, not a curated record
AAAGUAUCUUGGUGCCAAGGAACUGUUGAAGUGAGUUGAGGAGCUUCAUUUAGACAAAAAUUUGGCUUUUGCUGCCAUCUUGUGGCAUCUGUAGACAAUUACAGUACAGUAUAAACCUUUUGGGGGGUGUUGCUAUAUCCACUUUAUGACACAGUGUGACAGUGUUUGGUGGUGUGAUUUAAGGUUUUUUUCCCCCUAGUGUACAAUAUGUGCCUUGUCUCAAAGGUUUGGAAAGUGAUGUAAAGACACAAUGAAAACAUAAUAGCAGGCUGUGUGUGUGUGUGUGUGUGUGUGUGUGUGUGUGUGUGUGUCUUGGUGCUGAUCCAAAUAUGUUUCUUCAUUGGCAUUUGGGGUGAAGCAGUUCUUUCCAACACUUCUUAGGGAAUUACAGUUUGUAUUUACACAGUAUGUGAGCAAGAAUCACUUAAUUUGAACUGGGCUGUGUUACAGUCAGUGAGCAAUUGUGUCACUCUCAAUUAACUUUAAUUCUUACUACUGGUGGGUAAACCUCUUUGGAGGACAACAAUGCUGCGAGGGCGUGCAACUGUGCAUAAGGGAGUUGUGUGAGCAUGCAUGCGUGCAUGUGCAUGUGUUUGAGAGUGUGUGUGUGUGUGUGCCCCUUACCCCAGCCCUCCAUAUCUGUCCACAGGACCGCCAGCCCCGUCUAGAGUUAUUCCAGGAAUGCGAUGAACAUGGCGGCCGCGAUGAAGGCGCAGAAAACGGGACUGCUGGAGCUCCGGGUGGCCGUGGACCGCUGGACCCGGGUGCUGGCCACGCUCACCGAGGACACGCUGACGGUCACCCCCGGCGAGGGCGCCGACGAGCCGCCCAAGAGCAAUCCAAACCCCGCGGGGGCUAUCAACGGAGACCCCCCCAAUCUCAGCUCGUGUCCCGUCCCGGAGACCAUCACCAACGUGAAGCGCACGGUGCGAGUUACCAAGCAAGAUGUCGGAGGACUCGGGAUUAGUAUUAAAGGUGGGAAGGAGAACAAGAUGCCCAUUCUCAUCUCCAAGAUUUUUAAGGGCUUGGCCGCCGACCAGACAGAGGCGCUUUAUGUGGGCGACGCCAUAUUGUCUGUCAACGGUUGCGACUUACGGGAGGCCACGCACGACGAGGCCGUGCAGGCCCUGAAGAAGACUGGCAAAGAAGUCAUCCUUGAAGUCAAGUACAUCAAGGAGAUGUCGGCCUUCUUCAAGAGCUCGGGGUCCCCUGGCGGAGCUCUCCCGUGGGACUCGCCUCCCCCAACGCCUCAGAAGGGUGCGGACCUCUCGUCCGCCGAGACGAAGGAGCCCCGCAGCAUCCUGCUGAAAAUGUGCCAGGUGUCCCGCAAGCAAUGCCCCCCCGACACAGAAAACAGGUACUUCGAGGUGGUUUCGCCCAACAGAAAGAACUCUGUGUUCCUGCGGGCCAAAGACCCAGCCAUGGCCCAGUCCUGGUACAACGCCAUCCAGGCCGGUGCUGCCAACCUUUUACCACAAGUGAAGGAGGAGAUGAAGAUCUUGCAGCCUGGUAUGGAAGUUAAACACUUGGGCUGGAUUACAGAACAGGCGGUACAGGGAUCGGAGAGGCCGGUCCUCGCUGUGCUGACCGACCGGGAGCUGCUUCUCUAUCCCGCCUUGCCCGAAAGCAAAGACGCCAUAAGCAGCCCCACCAAGAGUCACCCUCUCAUCACCACCAGACUGGUCCACUCCGGCCCGGGGAAAACCUCUCCUCUCCUGGAAUCAGAUCUUUCAUUUGGCCUGCGUUCAGGCACCAAGCAAGGUGUGGAGACCCACGUGUUCCGGGUGGAUUCCCCCAAGGAGCUGUCGGCGUGGACUCACCUGCUGGUCGAAGGCUGCCACAAUGCCGCCGAGCUCAUCAAGGAGGUCACGACAGCCUGCAGCUGGAACGGAAAGGAGUGCACCCUGGGAGUGCACAUCGACGAGGGCUUCACGCUAUUCACCGAAGAGCUGGGCGUCCGCAAGUGCGUCCUGCUCCAGCAUCCCUUCGAGCGUCUGAGGAUGUCUUCGGACGACGGCGUCCGCAUGAUGUUCCUCGACUUUGGGGGCCCUGAGGCCGAAAUUCAACUGGACCUUCAUUCUUGCCCCAAGACGAUUGUAUUCAUCAUCCACUCGUUUCUUUCCGCGAAGGUCAAGCGACUCGGCCUCCUGGCAUGAUGACGUCUGCAACGUUAGCAUUAGGAUUUUAUUUUUUAUUUUUUUAUUUUUUUUUAUUAGUAAUUCACAUCCCAGACUGACUUGAGAGCAAGUGAUGACUAAACCGCUCCUCCUCUCUUCCUGCUCCUCCUGGUCUCUCGUGGAAGAGCGGCGGACAUUUGGGCGUUGAGGUUUUUCACAAAUGCACAGCUCAUGAUUCACACGUUGAUUAUACAGUAUAGCGAGCGUUCGUAUUGUUUUUGUUCCGAUGAUGGUUGAUGUUGGACAAACGGCUGUUUAAUUAAAUGGAUUAAUUAAAAGAUGACAGCGUUAGCAGAGUGGCGGGAGACUGAUCACUGCGUGAUCUAAAAUGGAUGUAAGGAUUAAUUAAGUGAUGAACUUAAGGAUGUUUAAGUUGCCUUUUCACAAAACUACACGUUUUCAUGAUGUUUUUUUUUUUUUUUUUAAAUAAUCCAAAAUAAGAACCUAAUAUGACAAAGAAAUUAAGUUAUUUAUUGAGUUGUUUUACCCGAGCUGUAAAUUUGGAUUAAGGCCCGAUUAUCCUGUGUUGUGGGGUAUGUUAACAUUCAUUGCCAUUGACGGCUGUUGAAUUCAAAUAUCCAUGUUAACAUGGAGGCCUAGCAGUGAAUGAAGAGUGAUAUUCCCCCCCCCCCCCCCUCGCCGAUCAGUUCAGAAAACAAUCGGGGCUGACAAUCAUUAAUGUUAUACCUGUUUAGUAUUUACGAUCGCAACUCAUUAAUCAUCGUUAAGGUAUUUACCCUCACUUGCGAUCAAAGUCGGAUUGAGAGAUUAUCCUCUGGUGUGGAGGUUUUUUUUAAAAAUUUUUUUAUUGAACAUACACAAAUAAUUCAACACAAGACUGGUUGCAGUAAAAUAAAACCUACAUAAAAUAAAAAUAAAAGAUUGUCAUGAGUAGGGGUCUUUCAAAUUUAAAAAAUCUGUUAAGAUGUUAAAAAUUGGUAUGUGUAUAACCUGCUUAAGGUAUUUUUUUUCUAUUCUGUUUUCAUUCAUUUAAUCACUGGAGCGGGGGAAUGGCCUUCAUCACAAAGCACUCAUGUUGUAUUUGUAAAAAACAUGAAAUAUGUGACGUUUAAAUGUCAUCUUAUCACAACACUAAAAACCAACUUGUAUCCAUAAUAUAUGCCUCAACGCUCUCCGAAAUAAAAUGUAUAUUCUUAUUUAAACAAGCAAAAGGUGUGCCUUUCAAGGGUUGUUUGUACAUAAACAUGUAAUAAACUUUAACUUUUAACAUA